This is a messenger RNA of Dentiscutata heterogama, 795 nucleotides long. Lineage: Eukaryota; Fungi; Glomeromycota; Glomeromycetes; Diversisporales; Gigasporaceae. The record is from the annotation of a GenBank genome assembly.
AUGCCAUCUCAUAUUGCCUUUCUCAUUGUCGUCACUGCCGUGAGAACUAAUAGCAUAUGCUCAUACAAUCACGCCAAAUACAAACUUACUGAACAAACAUCUCGUACUAUUAGGUGGAAAUAUUUUUUUCCUACUGAUUCUCCAUCUCAAUUGUUCGCUUCCGUUUUUGUUCUUGUUAAUUGUAACCCGAAACAAACCAAAGAGUUCAUUCAUUUUGGCGUCGAAACCGUUGAAUAUAAUGCUGUCACUGGGUCCUCAAAUAUUAAAAUGGAAAUGAUCAUUCUUUAUCUGUCCCAGACCACAAGAUUUAAACAUUUGGGUACUUCAGGAUCAAAUAUUAAAGUAGGAAAUACUUACCUCGUAUCGGGUCUCCUUAAAUUCUCCGAUUCUGGCAAAAUAAUGAUCGAGGCCUCUGACAUCGAUUUUUCGAAGUUACCUCCUUUAAAUCUUAUAGUUCACGAAAUUUCUUCCUCUACGUCGUCAACUACUCACUCUAUUAUCGAUAUUAUUGCAGAUGAUAUUGAUUCUAACAUUGACAAAUCAUCUACAAAACCUUCUUCUAUUAAGCAUGAUAACAUCCCCGCUUCUAGUUCCUCCGCAACGUUAUCUGCUUCAACUACUGCUAAUAUUGAAACUAAUUCAUCGUUUGAAAAGAAUAAUUACAUUGACUUAAAUGCAGAGGAUGACGACUGUGAAUGUGAUUCUGAACAUAAAUACGAUGAGAAUGAAGAUUCAGAAAAUGAUCAACCUAAGAAGAGGAAAAGGAAGCCUGAUUUUUUGGAUCAUGGGUGCUGA